CCGCACCAAUCCCCAGCCCCCACCCGUCAGAUCGGGAACGCACAAGGCCAAUCGACAUAGACGCGACGCACCACCAAAAAAGGCUAGGCCUUUCCCCCGACCACCGCCCGACGAAUCCCGCGCCCACUCCUCCUGCCAACCCCGCCGCCCCGCACCGGCGAUAACCCACCCAGGAGAGAUCCACGCCGGCUCGAUGGGCCACAGGCGCGCGCUCCUGGUGGGCAUCAACUACCCGGGCACCAAGGCCGAGCUCAAGGGCUGCCACAACGACGUCGACCGCAUGCGCCGCUGCCUCGUCGACCGCUUCGGAUUCGACGAGGGCGACAUCCGCGUCCUCGUGGACGCCGACCCCUCCGCACCGCAGCCCACAGGGUCCAACAUCCGCCGCGCCCUGGCGCGGCUAGUCGGGGACGCUCGGCCCGGGGACUUCCUAUUCUUCCACUACAGCGGCCACGGCACGCGGCUGCCCGCCGAGACCGGGCAGAACGACGACACCGGGUAUGACGAGUGCAUCGUGCCCUGCGACAUGAACCUUAUCACAGACCAGGAUUUCAGGGAACUUGUUCAGAAGGUCCCCGAUGGCUGCCUAUUCACCAUCGUCUCUGAUUCAUGCCACAGUGGUGGCCUACUGGACAGCGCCAAGGAGCAGAUAGGUAAUAGCACCAGGCAGAAUAAGGCCCAGUCCCGUGAACGUGAAGAGCGCCCCGAUUCUGGUUCUGGCACCAGCUUCCGGUCCUUUCUCAAAGAGACCGUCCGCGACGUGUUUGAAUCUGAGGGAAUCCACAUCCCUCAUCGUAGCCAUGGCCAGAGCCACCACGGAGGUGAGGACCACGAUAAGGCAUACGCACAGCCAACUGGGCACGGUCGCAUCAAAAACCGCUCCUUACCGCUCUCGACAUUCAUAGAGAUGCUCAAAGAACAAACUGGAAAGGAUGACAUUGAUGUGGGUUCAAUCCGGAUGACGCUGUUCAAUGUCUUUGGCGACGAUGCUAGCCCAAAGAUCAAGAAGUUCAUGAAAGUCAUGCUUGGGAAGUUCCAUCAGAGCCAGUCAGGUGAGCAUGGUGGUGGUGUCAUGGGCAUGGUUGGUGCCCUUGCUCAGGAGUUCCUGAAGGCUAAGCUUGAAGGCAACGAGGAAGAAGCUUUCAAGCCAGCGUUAGAGCAAGAGGUUCACAAUGUUGACGAGGUGUAUGCCGGGACUAAGUCAUGGGCACCUAACAAUGGCAUUCUGAUAAGUGGGUGCCAGACCAACCAAACAUCAGCCGAUGCAACCACACCCCAGGGUGUUUCAUUUGGUGCGCUCAGCAAUUCUAUCCAGGCCAUUCUUGCCGACAAGCACGGGAAGGUGACAAACAAGGAUCUCGUGAUGAAAGCACGUGAGAUGCUGUCCAAGCAAGGGUACACGCAGCAGCCUGGGCUUUACUGCAGUGAUGAGCAUGUUCAUGUGGCUUUCAUAUGCUGAAACAUAUUCUUCCCUCCUUUUUUGUGUUGAGCUGUGCACGGGAGGCUGAAGUUUCUCUUGUUUCCCCUUGUAUGUUACAGUUAUGUACUUGUGUCAAUGUUGCUUGAGGGUACGCAUCGAUGUUGGACUAUGUCAAUACUGAAAUAACUAUGAGAAAACGUUUUCUAUAUACAUAAUAUAUAUACUUGUAUAAUGGGUUCUA
Molecule: messenger RNA, 1661 nt
Organism: Phragmites australis (common reed)
Lineage: Eukaryota; Viridiplantae; Streptophyta; Magnoliopsida; Poales; Poaceae
Product: metacaspase-5-like
Exons: 2
Coding region: 194-1459 (421 amino acids)
Biological process (GO): proteolysis
Molecular function (GO): cysteine-type endopeptidase activity
Source: RefSeq, a predicted model, not a curated record